AUGUCGACAACUGCCUCAUGCCCUGCGGGUUUCUAUGGACCCAACUGCACUGAUCCAUGCCCACAGAACUGUGCAGACGGCAUUUGUACUAACGGUAUUUGCAAAGGAUGUGCUCCAGGCUGGAAAGGGUUUAAAUGUGACAAAGCUUGUGAUUUCGGCUCUUAUGGCAAAGAUUGCAAGAGGUUCUGUAGCUACCAAUGUUCAAUUGGUUCGUGCGAUGCUGUGUCAGGAGCGUGCACUGGAGGCUGCAUUGACGGCUUCAAGCCUCCUAACUGUGAAGAUGUUUGUGAUGAAGGUUUCUAUGGCAACAACUGCACAUCAAGAUGUUCAAGUCACUGUGUAGAUAAGACGUGUGAUAAAGUUGUUGGAUCGUGUAGCUGUGAGCCUGGAUACAUCGGCGACACAUGCAACGAUGCUUGCCAGACUGGGUUUCAUGGCGCCAACUGUACUGAAACAUGCAGCAGUAAUUGUCUAAACCAAUCCUGCAAUAACGUCAAUGGCAACUGUCUAGAAUGUCCUCCUGGGAAAAUUGGCAAUCUCUGCGACCAAGCUUGUCCACAGUUCAAGUUCGGAAAAGGCUGCACCGAAUCCUGCAGCACAAACUGUGGGGGAGAUAAGUCAUGCAACUCAGCAGACGGUGGCUGUCUUAGCCCUUGUGUGGAUGGCUACCAAAGCAGUACUUGCCAAAAAGAGUGCGCCCCAAACACGUUCGGUGCUGGGUGUCAAUCUAAUUGUAGCCAGUACUGUAAAACGGAGCCAGACCCAGCCUCAACACUGGCCACCGUGACAGUGUCGCCUUUCAAGAUAUGCCACAACGUUGAUGGCCGUUGUUUGGCAGGAUGUCAAAGUGGAUACGAGGGGGAAACGUGCCUAAUAGCUUCUCCAAGUUCAAACACUGCAUCAGCUGGUGUUAUUGCUGGGCCAAUCAUCGCUAUCAUUAUUUUGCUGAUUGUUGCAGUUAUUGGCUUUUUAUUUUGGAAGAAAAGAAAGAGUAAGACUGAAAAUGUAUUUGGCAAUGGAAGGGCAACUCACAAUCUUGAAGCUGUUCGUACUACAGGUCUACAGUCCAAGGCACCUGAUAACUCCAGAGGACAGAAAAAGAAACCAACUUACAUUAUUGACCCAAUGCCAUCCCCUGGUGAUGUCACGUACCCAAACAGAGCAGACAAUGGGAAUAAGACUUCAAUACAAGCGACAGAUUUAAAAGAAUAUGUCAGGACUCACAACAAAACAUUCUUUGAAGAACAAUUUAAGAAAAUUCCAGCCAAUGCCAGUGCUACAACUUGUGAUGGACUAAGCGUUGAGAACAAACACAAGAACAGAUACAAAAACAUUAUUGCAUAUGAUCACUCCAGAGUUCACUUAAAAACUAACGUGGAUAAAAACCAAGGUGAUUAUAUCAAUGCCUCUUUUAUCAAAAGUUAUAAAAAUGAUGAAAAGUUUAUAGCAUCACAAGGUCCUAAUAAAUUAAUCAUUGCUGACUUUGUGCGUAUGUUGUGGGAAUACAAAGUGGAUAAAGUUGUAAUGCUGACCAACUUGAUGGAAGAAGGCAAACAAAAGUGUGAGCAGUACUGGCCAGAUGAUCAUGAAGUAGAAAUUGGUGAGUUUAAGGUCAAGCUGAAAAGUACUGAUACUCUUGCAGACUUUGUGAUUAGAAAAUUGGAAAUCAGUAAGCCAGGGGAGAGUUCUCAUUUCUGCACUCAGUUUCACUUCACUUGUUGGCCAGAUAAAGGUGUGCCUCCUACAUCUUGGAGUUUGGUUGAUUUUGAACAGAGAGUGUCAUUGUUCCCUACACAAAGUCCUGUUGUGGUUCACUGCAGUGCUGGAGUUGGUCGUUCUGGAACAUUCAUUGCACUUCACAAUCUGAUUGGUCAAGCUAAAGAGACUGGCUGCAUGGAUUUUUACAACACAGUUGUGAAGUUGAGGCAGGAUAGAGUGAACAUGGUUCAAACUGUGGAACAGUACAUGUUUCUCCAUGAAGCAGCUCUUGUGGCUGUCAUCUGCUUAGACACUACAGUUCAUGCCAGUGGAAUUCAGGAUAAAUUACGACAUCUAGAGUCCAAGACAUCCUCUGGACAAACUUUCUUUGAAAAAGAAUUUAAGGCUGUGUGUGAUAUUUGUGCUGACAGCAGAGACACUACAGAUGAUGAAGGAUCAGGAGGAAGUAUAUUUAGCUUAUACAUCAACAGCAAAAGUGCAGGGAACAAAGUGAAAAACAGAUUUAGCAACAUCUUGCCAAAAGAUAAAUGUCGACCAUUUUUACAGAUAGAGCUCAAAGAUCAAGGAGAUUACAUCAAUGCAGUGACUGUACCAAGUUUUACCAAAUCCAAGGAUCAGUUCAUAACCCAACUACCCCUGCCUACAACAGUCAAUGACUUCUGGAGACUAGUAUCUCAAAAUAGUGCUACUCUUAUUAUUGCCUUUGAACUGGACAUGAAGGACAAUGACACAACUAUAGGCAGCUAUCUGCCGGCCAGUAAAAGUGAACCCCUCCAUUGUGGAAGUGUUGACAUUCGAUCAGGUCCUGUCACCAAAUGUAGCUGUUGGGAUGAACAGACACUGUAUCUCACCAUCAUCAAGAAGAAGAAACCCAAAGCUCAGAGUUCUAUAGCAAAUAUAGAAGAGCAAACUGUCACCCAUCUUCAAUUUAAAGGAACAGUCAUCAACACGCAGAAGUUACUUGAGUUCAUUUUAUAUUCUAGGUCACACAUAUCUAGAAAAACUGGCAGAGUUGUCUACACUUGUAGAAAUGGGGCAGACUUCAGUGGCUUAGCUUGUGUCUUGUCUCUAUUACUGGACAGAAUGGACCAUGAUCACAGCAUUACUGUACCACUUGUUGUCGGAGCUAUUAAAAGCAUUCGACCACAGGUUAUUCCAACCCUGGAACAGUAUAAGACUGUCUACUCACUUCUCAAGCUGUACAGUGAAAGUGAUAGAGUCUAUUAUAACUUGGGAUCCACUUUGAAAAAGGGCAAAAUCAAUCCAGCGUAUGAACCGACUGAUAAGGAGGAUACAAAUAUAUAUGUCAACUCCAGGGUUUAGAAACACCUCUAUGAUGUUCAUGUUAUUGUUACUUAAACUGUUUUAGGCCAUGAAUUCUUAUAAUGAAAUUAUUUAUUCAUUAAGCAUUUUUAUUUCACUAUUUUUAUAUUAAAUUUGUCUUUCUUAAUUUUAAUAUCUACUACUUUUUUAAAUUGUAAUUGUGCAUACUGUUGAGCUGGUCUUUCCAUAUGGAAAAGUUGUUUUGUUUUUCCUUCCUCUCUGCACCAUGAUGCUAUGAAUCUAUCUAUGGCCUCCUUUAGUCGCGAAGCAAUUAUGGAUCAUCUCAUGAAUGCCUGGGCAUUAGCUUUGGUCGGAACAAUGUCGUCCACACAUCAGUUCCCCCCUCUCCACGCAGAUGAUGUAUCCAAAGGAAAGGCAGUGCUGAUACAAUUUUCUGUUCAGCAGCAUUGCAGGUUCUGCCAGGGUGUAGCACUGGGUCCUGCAAACUGCCUUAGGGUCACCAGCUCCUGAUUUUUUCUCAGGGUUGACUCCUGAAGCCUUUCCCAUGAUUGGGUAUAGCUGCAAGGCAACAGAGGUUUGAAUUCAGAGUUUUCCUUCUCCUAAGUGGGUAGCCAGCCAUGGCUAACGAGCCCCUCCUGCCCAAAGCUUAAGGUUACUCGCCUUUGCCCCUUCUCUUGUUAGUGAGAACAGUUCUGCCGAACUCAAUAUCUGAGGCAGGAGUUGGACUGGUUGUCAGAGGCUAUUUUAGAUGCAUGCCAUUAGGAAGCAUUUUAUAGGUAGUGGAGUGCUUACAUCCAUCACCACUUCCAGCAAUGAAAACCUUGCGGAACCAAAUGCUAUGAACUAUGGAGUGUAUUAGUGUACAUUUUCUCUAUAGGCUUACCAGUGUUUUUCAACUUGAGAUGCUUGUGAUAUUGUAUGGUGGUGUAAACUGUCUGGUUCAGGUCACAAGACAUCAGAGAGAUAUGUGGAUAAUGGCUGAAAAUUCUUGUAAAGUAAAAAAGUAAAGUUCCCCCUUUCAUACCUUGUAAUAUAUAGGGCAGAUGAUGUAAAGAUCAUUUGUUUAUGUGGCACACAGUUAAUGGUGGUGUCAUGUGACCAGCAUCACAACCAAUCGGCUUAACUUUUCCCCAACUAUUCUCGGGUACCCUUUGAGCUGGGCAGACUCAGAGACGCCCUGAAGAUCCCAGAAUUUAAAAUCCCAGUCAUCCCUAGGAUUUAAACCCAAGACCUCAGAUUCAGAAGCCUAGCGCUUUACCACUCAGUCACAGCGUCUCUGAAUAUUAUUAUACUGAAAUAAAUAGUGUGUGAUCUUUGCAUUUGUGGAUAUUAAAAAAAGGGAGGAAAUAGGAAACAAAUUUCAGCAACUUCUGUCUAUUAAGUCUAGAACCAAAUGGUACUAAAACAUGUUUGUUACUCUCUGAAACAGUAUCAGUGCUACACAAUGACUAGGGAACAUGAACAAAAUAUCGAGAAGUUUGUGUAGCCACUCAAUGAACUUGUCUGUGUUUUGUGUCUCUUUAGUGGAAUGUUUUUGUUUUGAAUUGAAAUAAAGUCCUUGUUAUUACAAGAAAAUUCCAUUAAGGAUCAAUAAAGCAAUUUUCAUCAUAGUCUACUGAAGAAAUAAUGGGAAUGGAAAAUGAUUGAGAUACUUUCAUAUUGCAGCAGAAAUGUUUAGUGGUAAGGUCAUGGUCACCAUGAAACAAUUAUUUUGGAGAUGAACUUGACAUAGAGUACAAAGAUAGUUGUAUGUAUACCUCAUUCAAAAACAUAGUUGUCACCCCUUUUUUUUUUUGAGAGAUGAUUGUUUGUGAAGAUAACCUUUAUUAUUUUUUGUACAAAUAAUUUAAAGGAAGUAUCACAGCAGUUUUUUAAUUUUUUGCUUGCCUAUUGUAAGAAAGGGAUAUUAAUUAUAUUUUUCAAAUAAUUGGACAAAGCAAAAACAAGGCCAUAUACCAGCAUUGUAUUUUCUUAGAAGACCUAAAAUCUAUGGAUUUCAGAAAGGAAGAGUCUUUAGAAGCUGCAUAUGACCAAUAUGUGCAUAGAAACCUUAAAGCCCUAUAAGCCAAAGGGUGUGGGAUGGUCUAAGUCUAAUGUGUACGUAAUAAGUGGACAUGCCUAGUUGUUUCUCUUUUAUUUUGCUUUUAAAUUUGUUUUCUUUUAAAGACAUUAUUAGUGAACCAAUGUUUUAAUUAGUUUUGUUAAUGCUCUGUUAAAACCUUUCUCAUGUUGAUGUAUUUAUUCAUUGAGUAAUUAUAUUUAGGUACAAAAUUGUUGAUCUCUGUUGUAACACAUAAUUCUAUUUGUAUAUAAAUAGUUUAAUUUAAUGUGAAUUUUGAAAUGCCUAAAACCUGAUCAUUGAAUUGAUGCAUGAUUCAAUUUGCUAUGUGACUAACGCUCAGGCUCAAGUUACAAAACUUAACUGACAAACAAAGAAACAAUUUCAUCUUUAAACUCAAGAGUGAGGGCUUGACAAGCUGAAAUUCUAUCUUUAUAUGACCUGGUUGUUUGUAAUGCUCGUUUUCAUACAAAUGAAAUGCAUGUGGAAUCCCAGAAUCUGUUGAGACAGAAAUCAGCAAGUCUGGAAUGGUAGAAAAUAAUAUGAAAAACAAUUAGCUUUUCCUUCUAAUAUGUAUGGAUGGAUCUUGAUACAUCAGAUGUCUACCUGGUCCUUUUGCACUCUGUACUGACUCAAUGGUUUGAACCCCAUCCAGCAAGAGGUUUGGGCAAUUAUGUAAGAUCUUCGUCAGGGUUUUGCUGUCAUCAUCAAAGUAUGAGACCUGAAUUUGUCAAAAUGUAAAAAUACUUUCAUCACAGAAGUGAACUGUUAGCAAGAAUACUCAGAAAAAUAUUGUGGUUUAAAUGAUAAGAUUUGUAAUGUAAGCUGCUAAGUUAGUCUGAUGUGCACCUUAGACAUGGCCAUUCUUGUAUGGGAAUCCUUGAAUGGCAGAAACUGAAAAAUAAAGCUAAGUCAUGGAAUUAGGAGGCUUUUGGUUUAUCAGGCUUGUAUAGAAAAUCUAAGACUAAGACAAGACUAAGACUAAGACUAAGACUGCGACUGCUUUAUUGAUCCUUACGGAAAUUUGUUGUGAUUACAAGGACUCGUUUCUCAUAUAAAGACAACACAACAGAAACAUACACAUAAAUACAACAGACAACAUGAAGAGUUCAUUCAGCGACAGCGACACACAGGUAUCUUGGUGCAUUUCAUGUUCCCUGAUCAAUGAUCCUAUGGAGAAUGUGAUUCUAAGGGCUCAGUGGAUUUGUUUCCACUGAGCCCUUAGAAUCACAUUCUCCAUAAGGAUCAAUAAAGCAGUUUUAGUCUUAAAACUAUGAAUAUUUAGUAUUUUGUAAGUUUGGUUCAUUGUUUUGUGACCAACUCACUAUUUUCCUUUUUAAUAUUCCUCUGAAGUGUUAUCAAAUUCAGACAUAUACUACUGGUGCUGUUCCUGUUUGCUGCGGGUAUUUAUUUUUAUAGCCUUUUGAAUUUUUUUUGUUGAAGAAUCUCUUGUUUUAGCAAUCUAGGUUAUUGCAUUAUAGGAUUAUAGUUUUUAAUUAUCAAGUGAAAAUAAAUCUGAAGAUGUUUACAUACUUUAAGUUUAUUUUUGUUGAGAUAAUAAAUCAAGCGGUUCAGUGUUCUUGUACGCUAGAACUUGUUCUCAAAUGGUUUUAUUCAGGAAUAGAAAUUCUGAACACUUUAAUCCAUAUAUCCAAUAACUUUCUAAAUCACAAGAAUUACAAUGAAUAAAUUUAAGUCAGCCUAAUUAGGUUUUAGUCAAAUUACAUUUCUGAUAUUUGUGAUUGAACUAGUAAAUUCUAGGUUUUAACGAGCUAACCCUUUUUUAAUGCAAUGUUUUUAGUAGACUGUUUUAGAAAUGGCAAUUACAUUUCUCUGCUAGCAGCACUGAGUUCAUCCCUAAGCAUGACACCAUUUUUUUUUACUUGUAUUCUUUUUGUAGUUGGCCAUUUCCUUUUUUUAUUUUGUUCAUACCUUGCUGUGUGACAUAAAUGCUUUUGUAAAAGUUGAAUAUUUUUAUAUCAUUUGUACAAAGAUUCAAUGACAGCUUUUUACAUACUUUUAGUACACUGUAGAGUAAAGCCUUAAGAAAAACAGCAUGGACUCUUUAUUCAUUGUUAUAUAAUUGAUUUAUCAACAUUACAACAUACCUAAAUUUCCCAAGGCGAUGAUGAUUCUAUUUUCUUAUCUUAUAUAAUACAGACGUUACUUCAAAAAAGAAGAUGGUAUUUUACAACACUAGGGUUAUCUACAGUGAAGUUUUUAACAGGUUAUAAAGUAUUUUACUUUUCUACAAUUAAACCUGGUUUAGAUUUGUCUUGUAAAACUUAGAAGCACUCACUUUUUUUUUAUAUUUUGUGUCAUAAACUUUAUGAUUGUUUACACAUUUAUUAAAUUAAAGCAUUCUCUUUGAGCCAUACAAGUAGUUAUUUUUCUUCAAAAUGACUGCUUAAAAUAAAUGCUCACAAAACUGGAAGACAAAAAUGUUUUGUUUUUUUCUAAUAUUUUAAUGAGAUUAUAUAGAGGUAAUUCAUGCACAGUUUUAGCUAGAUUAUACAAACGGCUAGCAUGUAUGUAAAUAGGCCAUUGAUCAAGAAGCAGCUGUUCCAAUUCUCUCAAUGAGAUACACCCUUGUGGUCCACAGAGCAGGGGAAGUUACAUCUUCUCAUUGGUGAAAGUCAGAAGCUUCUUUUUAACAAUGGACCUCAUUCACCAAUCGUAAACAAACAAUAUUUAGCCACGUGGUGCUCUUCUAUAUAAUUUAUGAUCUCAUGUUUAAUUCAUGAUGGUUGUCACGUGACAGUUUUUUCAUUGUUUUAUCAAUAGAUCACGUGACUAAAUAUUGUUUGUUUACGAUUGGUGAAUGAGGUCCAAUAAUGAUAUCUCAAAGCACCUAUAAGAACUGUAUACAUGUAACACAUUGUCAAUUCUUAAUAGCACUAAUGUUAAUCAUGCUUAGAAAUAAUGCUAUAUGAUUACACUAUAUAGUGGCUAAUGCUUGGAUUACAUCAUACAAAGAAAGCUAAACGUCUAAACAACAUUACAAUGUAAUAAAAGAUACUGGUAUUUAAAGUGCAUAGAGAUAAGAAACAGUGGAAUACAGUUUGAGAAUCUUUCUUUUGGUUAUAAUCAUAAUACAAAAUAGAGAAGUAAAUAUGUCAUAAUAUGCCUAGCAUGAAUGUACCAGUAUAAUAUUAAAUAUUGUACAAAAUAAACUAGUACUAAACCAAUAUAGAACUCAGCAGUCAUUUUGUAAAAUUUAAACAAAAGAAUUUAUAUAUCCUAAAUAUCUUUGUUUAUAAUUCAGAACCAAAUGAAAAAAUGAGAAAGCCUUUAAUAAGUUGUUAAUUUUUGUAAUAUCAACUUAUAGACUUCAGUAUUUACUAUGUUGUAGGUCACAAAUAGCAAUGGAAGUUUCUUAUUGCCAUCUUAUACAUUUUUUGUAUAAUAUACUAACAUGGAAAUAUUUUAAGGGGUUCAUAAUACUGCAGUUACAAAAACAUUAAGAAAUGCUUGCAAUGUUUGCCUAUUGAAUAUUUUACUCAUAAAACUAUAAUGUUGACUUG
Molecule: messenger RNA, 8586 nt
Organism: Biomphalaria glabrata
Lineage: Eukaryota; Metazoa; Mollusca; Gastropoda; Planorbidae
Product: receptor-type tyrosine-protein phosphatase T-like
Exons: 25
Coding region: 1-3042 (1013 amino acids)
Biological process (GO): protein dephosphorylation
Molecular function (GO): protein tyrosine phosphatase activity
Source: RefSeq, a predicted model, not a curated record